Lolium rigidum is the source of this 3078-nucleotide messenger RNA. Its product is annotated as cytochrome P450 714C3-like. NCBI's taxonomy places the organism in Eukaryota, Viridiplantae, Streptophyta, Magnoliopsida, Poales, Poaceae. The record is from RefSeq and is a predicted model, not a curated record. The transcript is spliced from 5 exons. Bases 1283 to 2845 code for a protein of 520 amino acids. Gene Ontology annotation, molecular function: iron ion binding; monooxygenase activity; oxidoreductase activity, acting on paired donors, with incorporation or reduction of molecular oxygen.
CCCAGGAUCCAGUCGACUGAUUCCGUCGCCAUUGUUAGCUGAUAAUGGAGAUCUCCCUGCCCUAGAUUAUCAGAUUAAUCUUCCUCACUCCUCAGUUCCUUUUGUGAAACGGACACUAUCUCGGUGCCUCCGCUGCUUAAAUUUACUUCUUUUUUUCUUCCUUAUCUCGCGCGAAUCUGUUCCCAUCUGUGCUGUGCAAAAUGGGAUGGCUUUUUAGUCUCUCUUUUCACCGGAGCUAUUGAUCCGUACGGCAUCUUAAAUUUAGCUGAUGAAUCGACGAGGAAAGCCGAGGAAGAGGCGUUGGGGAAUAACUUGGGAUAUGGUUGGUCCUUCGCUUGUAUAGUAAUUUACUUGGAAUGAUUUUGUGUGACUAGAUCCUUAUGCGAUUAGAUCCAGUCUCCAUGAUUUGAUUAUCAUAGCCAGGGUACCAUAAUAUGCUCCAUAGCCACAUGAUUUUGAUUCUUUGACGGUUGUGCGUAAUAGCAGUAUGAUGAAGCAGAUGUUAAUUCUCUGACGGUUGUGCGGCAGCAGCCAGCAGCAAUCUUAUUGCGUGUUUGGCAAAACAAACAUCAGUUUGGGGAGUCAGAUGCGAGUUACUUGAACACAUAUACAGAUACUGAUCCCAUGAACAGAUUAGUGGGAUUCAGAUUACACAGAUGCUUCUGUAGAGUCUGAUUUUGAGGGAGCAGUUGACAUCAAUCGCAAUAUGCAGCAACCUCGUCAUGCUGACCAAAGUGUAUUGAUUUAGCAGAGAAGAUAGAUCCAUGUAGAUGUUCUCCUAAUCGAGUCUAAUCACCCAGUUUUGCCACCUCUUUGUAAGUUCAUCAAUGAAUGUACUGAUGCUUAUUGCUGAACUCUGUAUAUGGGCUGUUACUUUACCUUCUGAAGUUCUGCUUGCCUGUGCCUUCUAAACAUAUGUUCCAUCUGAUGACUCCGCCUGUCUCCAGUUUGCCCACUUUCAGGAAAUUAGCCAUCUUGAGGUAACUAUUUUUUUUGCAUUAUUUCUUUCUCUCCCCUUUUUAAAAGCUGUUUGACUAAAAUGAGAGAUGAUCACUUAAUAUAAACCACCAUGUAGAUGGCAAGAUCUGAAAGUGACAUAAUAAACAAUCACAGUAUGAAGAAAACAAGCAAAAUCAUUGAUAUACUCAGAAGUCAGAAGUCUACAGCGAAUCAAAAGCUACUAGGGUACACAUUAUAGUAGUUGGACAUAAUCUAGUUCUAGUAGUCACUUGUCUUGUAUAUUUGACUAGUCUCCUCCUCUCGGCCUCUCCCCCAUUGUCUCAUGGAGAAACUUCAUUUGGCAGUUCUGGUUCUUCCCGUCCUUCUUGGGUUAGCUCUGUUAUACAUUUGUGACAUCGUAUGGCUAAGGCCAGAGAGGAUAAGAAGGAGAUGGAGGAAGCAGGGUGUAAGGGGUCCCAGACCUACUUUGCUUUAUGGAAACACCCAGGAGAUGAAGAAGAUCCGACAAGAUCUCGCGCCUGCGCAGAAACAAGACACCAAUAACUACGUAUACACCCUCUUCCCUCACUUGCUUGUCUGGACAAAAACAUAUGGGUCGGUGUUCCUCUAUUCAAUAGGAGCUGUGGAUAUUCUGUAUAUUUCUGACCCUGCCAUGGUCAAGGACAUGAGCCACUGCACAUCAUCACAGCUCGGGAAGCCUAUUUAUCUACAGAAAUCUCGCAAACCGCUCUUUGGCGAAGGUAUCUUGAUAUCGAAUGGCGAUAUAUGGGCCUAUGAGAGGAAGAUCAUUGCACCGGAGCUCUUCAUGGAGAAGAUUAAGGUCAUGAUAGGACUAAUCGUGGAGGCUUCUGUCCCAUUGUUGGAAGCAUGGGAAAGCAUGCUUGACAACUCAGGAGGGAUUAGAGAGAUAGAUGUUGAUGGAUAUAUGCGGAACUUCUCCGCAGAUGUAAUCGCGAGGGCGUGUUUCGGGAGUGAUUUCGCAACAGGCGAAGAAAUAUUCUCCAAGCUAAGGCAGCUUCAGAAGGCGAUUUCUCAGCAAGAUUCACUUGUUGGACUAUCUGCACUGUGGAAGUACUUACCAACCAAAAGCAAUAAAGAAAUGCGAGAGCUGGAGCAAGAAGUCCGGUUACUCAUCCUGGAUGUUGCCAGACGCGAGGGCAGCAGCAGCAGUAACAGCAACAUCUACAUGCACACUACCCACAAUGACCUUCUGCGCUCGAUUGUCGAUGGCGCUCAGCAGUGCCCCAGCUACCCUGGCACUGCCGAGGACUUCAUCGUCGACAACUGCAAGAAUAUGUACUUCGGUGGUCAUGAGACCACUGCGAUCACUGCUACCUGGUGCCUAAUGUUACUUGCCACACACCCAGAGUGGCAGGACCGUGCCCGUGCCGAGGCUCUAGAUGUGUGUUGUGGAGACACAGCAAUCGAUUUUGACGUCCUUCGGCGACUGAAGACAAUCACCAUGGUGAUCCAGGAGACGGUCCGACUGUUCCCUCCAGCGUCACUUAUGGUGCGUGAAGCCCUGACAGACGUCAAGCUCGGAGGCCUCGACGUCCCACAGGGAACAAUCAUCCAGGCUGGCAUUGCGGUGGUGCACCUUGACAGGGACAUUUGGGGCCAGGACGCCGGUGAGUUCCGGCCAGACCGGUUCAUGAACGGUGCCGCCGCAGCGUGCAAGCCGGCACACAUGUAUAUGCCGUUUGGGCAUGGGCCAAGAUCCUGUCCAGGCCAGCACCUGGCGGUGGUGGAGCUCAAGGUGUUGCUCGUGCGCCUGCUGAGCAAGUACAGCUUCUCGCCGUCACCAGGGUACCGGCACGCGCCGCUGUUCAGGCUGACCAUUGAGCCCGGGUUCGGCAUGCCGCUCGUGGUCACAAGGCUUCCAUGAUCUCUGGCUGUUAGCAGGAACGUACCGAUGCUUGUGAUCAGCAAGGCGGUGGUUGUGUGCAUCUUAGAAAACAGAGGCCGUGAGUGAGCUCAUGUGGCUGUGUCAACUCAACUCGACGUUGAAAUCAAUGAAGCUUCCGUUUUCAUGUAAAAUGUCUGUGUCGAUACAUUCCGCUGCUAAAGAUUCGACAAGUUCAGACAGGUUUGGCAAAAUAAAGUACAGCUAUUGGUGUU